Messenger RNA from Drosophila nasuta, 640 nucleotides. Its product is annotated as ras-related protein Rab-7a-like. The record is from RefSeq and is a predicted model, not a curated record. The transcript has 4 exons. Gene Ontology annotation, cellular component: lysosome; late endosome; phagocytic vesicle. The coding region runs from base 77 to 640 and encodes 187 amino acids. NCBI's taxonomy places the organism in Eukaryota, Metazoa, Arthropoda, Insecta, Diptera, Drosophilidae. Gene Ontology annotation, biological process: retrograde transport, endosome to Golgi. Gene Ontology annotation, molecular function: GTP binding; GTPase activity.
AUUUGAAAUCCAAUAAGGCGUUUGGUCUUCAAUUGAAAUUUUAUUUAAACAUUCAUAAAAGGUCCAACUAAUAGACAUGUCACAAAACAAUAAACCGACACUGCAUAUCUGGCUCUUGGGGGACGAGUUCGUUGGAAAAACUUCAUUGGCAUGUCGAUAUAACAAUGAACAAUAUUCUGGUAAAUACAGAAAAACGAUUGGAGCGGAAAUAUUUAGAAAGGAUUUGAAUCUAAAUGACAAUUUGGUUUCCCUGGUGAUUUGGGACACAUCUGGGUAUGAUGGAUUUAAAAAAAAGCACACGCCAUUCCUUAGAUCAGCCGAUUGCUGCAUUUUUGUCUUUGAUGUUACGUAUCGGAAAUCAUUUGAAAGUCUUAAUUUUUGGCGGGAUGAAUUUUUUCUAAGAGCAGAAAAGAACCCUAAUGAAUUCCCGGUUGCUCUUGUGGGUACUAAAAUUGACUUGGAAAAUGAAAGAGAAGUGUCAAAACAAGAGGCUGAAGAUUGGUGUAAAUCGUUCUCAAUUCCCUACUUUGAGUGCUCCGCGAAAGAUGACAUAAAUGUGCAAGAGGUGUUUGAAGCGAUGACAGCCAAACUUGCAAUGAAAUGUAUUCCAAAAGGAAUUAGGAUAUGCAAUAAUAAAUAA